Amborella trichopoda is the source of this 1633-nucleotide messenger RNA. Its product is annotated as transcription factor bHLH110. Gene Ontology annotation, cellular component: nucleus. Lineage: Eukaryota; Viridiplantae; Streptophyta; Magnoliopsida; Amborellales; Amborellaceae. The record is from RefSeq and is a predicted model, not a curated record. Gene Ontology annotation, molecular function: DNA-binding transcription factor activity, RNA polymerase II-specific; RNA polymerase II cis-regulatory region sequence-specific DNA binding; protein dimerization activity. Gene Ontology annotation, biological process: regulation of transcription by RNA polymerase II.
UUGAAAGCAAAAGGUCUUUGUGUUCUGUUUUGACUCACACUUUUUGUGGCUGAAUGAGAUUCCAAAGCUUGUUUACUGGUGGGCAUUGGAUUUACAGUGUUUAAGAAUCCACCAUGGGUUCUGCAAAUCUAGACCAUCAGCAGCAAGACCAGUUCUUGAGUUCCUGUCUCCAAGCUUCAUCUUUUCAUGGAAUAAUAAGCAGUAACUGGAACCAAAAUCCUAUCAUGAAUGUUGGGAACAGUGAAAACAUGAUGCAGGCUAUGAAAAUGUUCAAUCUGAACAAUAGUGCCUUGCCAUUUGAACCAAGAGAUUUGAAGCCAAAUCAUGAAAUCCAAAUUCCGCCCAAUUACAGCGAGAGUACGUCAAUGAUACCCAAACUAGAGUUCACUUACUGCACUUCUAGUAAUGGAAAUUAUGCACAUAAUUCUGAUCAAGAGCUUCCUACACAAGUGAAAAUGAAGCAAGAAAUUUCAGAUCCAAUGUCAAAUUAUGGCAGAUUAGCUAGUGAGCCCUCUAUCUUUCAAGGGAUUCAAUUGGAUUAUUGUAAAAGUAACAAUGAUUUAGAAGAGUUCAAUAGAAACCUCUUAUUGAAGUGCCAAAUCCUUGGAUCGUCAAUUUCAGCAAGGGAUUCUUAUCAAUCACCUGCUAAUUUAGCCCAUUUCCCUAAAUUUAGCAGAAGUGGUUUGUUUCCUCAAGUUCUUCCAUCAGUGGAGAUCACAUCGUUGUAUCCAACCCCAUCACUCGUGAAUCCAAGAUGUGAAAAUUUGAUGCAAGCUCUGAAUUUUUCAGUCACUGCUAAAUCUGGGGAAAUUUUUCACCAAACAUCAGCGUGCUAUCCAGGUUCACUAAGUGAAGCCAGAUCAUGUGGGUUAGAAUAUCCACAAAAACAUCUGCAAAGGCCAUCAAGUAUUCCACACAAGAUCUCUACUUUCAUGGAGGAAACUGCCGGAGCAUGUAGAUUUGGCAGCAUGGGCUCGACCACUGCAUCAGAAGCACCAUCAAAGAGGCGGCGAUUCGAAGCUAGUUCUUCAUUUCCACCAUUUAAGCAGGUUAGAAGGGAGAAAUUAGGUGAUAGAAUCACAGCACUACAGCAGUUAGUAGCACCAUUUGGAAAGACUGACACUGCAUCUGUAUUGAUGGAAGCCAUUGGGUAUAUAAAAUUCCUCCAAGAACAAGUCGAGACACUGAGCGUGCCAUAUAUGAAGUUAUCUGGUAGCAAUGCCAAUGCGGGCCGCAGGAGAAGCCAUGGGGACCGUACCAAGAAUGAAGGGGACAAAGAUGGAGAUGGAGAACCCAAGAGAGACCUGAAAAGUAGAGGGCUUUGCCUUGUGCCGCUGUCCUGCACAACUCUUGUGACCAGUGAUAACGGUGCUCCUCUUUGGCCACCCUCUAAAUUUGGAGGCCCCUAGAGAGACCACUGAUCAAAUUGAACAAUUUGUUGCACAAUUCACCAAAGUAUAGCUAGCUUAAUAUUUCUCUAAAUUCCAUGCACUAGGUCUUCUUUAGAUGGAGCACAUUUGGUCUCUCUUCUCAAUACCUUCUAAAAUGGACCAAUUAUGACCCAUUAAAGUGAAUAAUGUAGCAAUCUGUAAUGAGAACCAAAUCAAUUUAAUUUAUCUUCAUUAAUUAUCAA